Messenger RNA from Capsicum annuum, 713 nucleotides. RefSeq names its product non-specific lipid-transfer protein 2. Gene Ontology annotation, molecular function: lipid binding. The coding region runs from base 147 to 485 and encodes 112 amino acids. The transcript has 2 exons. NCBI's taxonomy places the organism in Eukaryota, Viridiplantae, Streptophyta, Magnoliopsida, Solanales, Solanaceae. Gene Ontology annotation, cellular component: membrane. Gene Ontology annotation, biological process: lipid transport. The record is from RefSeq and is a predicted model, not a curated record.
UUCCAUUGGUCAUUUGGUUCCAAUUUCCUCUCUAUAAGAACCCAAAGGUCUCACUAGAUUUUGUACUACAGUACUCAGGCAAAAACAUUUUUUAAAUUAUCUUCUCUAAAUACAUUUCUUUCAAGAAAUCAAAAAAAAAAAAAAAAAUGGCUGGCAAAAUUGCAUGUUUCCUGGUUCUGUGCAUGGUGGUGGUUGCACCCCAUGUAGAGGCAUUUACCUGCGGUCAGGUUCAAGCUGGCGUGGUUAAGUGCCUCCCUUAUUUGCAGAAUCGUGGUCCUGUGGGUCAGUGUUGUGAUGUUGUUAAAGGUCUGUUGAAUUCUGCUAAGACCACACAGGACCGUAGGACUGCAUGCAGUUGCCUAAAAGCAGAUGCUAUUGCAAUCAAGGGCAUUGACAUGCGCAAAGCUGCUGCUCUCCCUGGUACAUGUGGUGUCACAAGUCCCUUCAAGAUUAGCCUCUCCACUGACUGCAGCAAGGUCCAGUGAGUCCGAUGAAUAGUGCAGUUCGCCACCACAUAACAUUGGUGGUUGUGCCAUCAUGCGGCAAAGAAUAAGAUACAUAUGGAUCGAGUUUGGUCCUGCUUAAUUAUGGGUCGUGUCUUCUUGUCUUUUUUUCCCCUUUUUUGUGUCAUAGUCAAGUCUUGUAAUAAAACUUUGGUGGUUGGUUGUUCUACCAUCCAAUCUUGAUAAUAUAUAAUAUCAGUUUUAGUUCAA